Messenger RNA from Pan troglodytes (chimpanzee), 2157 nucleotides. RefSeq names its product anthrax toxin receptor-like. NCBI's taxonomy places the organism in Eukaryota, Metazoa, Chordata, Mammalia, Primates, Hominidae. Gene Ontology annotation, molecular function: transmembrane signaling receptor activity. The transcript is spliced from 12 exons. The record is from RefSeq and is a predicted model, not a curated record. Bases 219 to 1244 code for a protein of 341 amino acids. Gene Ontology annotation, cellular component: cell surface; plasma membrane.
AAGCAUCCUGAAGCUGCCAUGCUGGGAGGAAGCCCAGGUCACACGGGGAGGCUACAUGCAGGGUCUCCAUUCACAGUCCCAGCUGAGCCCAGCUUUUGGGCCCUCCUGCCCAGGAGCCACAUUUAUCUGCCAUCUCCUGGGGGACUUCAGUGUCACACAAAUAACCUCCCAUUGCCAACACUCUGGCCUCCCAGUCCUUGACCUCCUCAUCCACAGCAAUGUCCUCACCUAAGUCACCUGGGCUAACUCUUCCAGUGAACAAACGGCAGGGUCUAGUGGUUUUAAGGGACACUGUGAGGGCUGUUGUAAGAGCAGGGAGCCUUCGGUACCAUGGACCUGACUGGAGAAUCUUUCACGGCCUGGCCCCAGGCUCCAGGAGGUCCCACCACCGCCAUGGCCCAGGAUGGAGGCAGCACUGGUGCCAGGGGCAAGCAGGUCACAGAUGCCAGGGCUCAUUUGACCUCUACUUCAUCUUGGACAAGUCUGGCAGCGUGAACAAUAACUGGAUUGACCUUUAUAUGUGGGUGGAGGAAAGAGUGGCGAGGUUCCAAAGCCCAAAUAUUCGGAUGUGCUUCAUCGCCUACUCCACGAACGGCGAGACUGUCUUGCCACUCACUUCAGACAAGAAUAGAAUAAAAAACAGUCUUGGCCAACUUCAGAAAAGUGUGCCUGAAGGGCACACAUCCAUGCAGGCAGGAUUUAGAAAGGCAAUUCAACAGAUCGAAAGUUUCAACUCUGGAAACAAGGUUCCCAGCAUGAUUAUUGCUAUGACCAAUGGAGAACUGGUGGCACAUGCAUUUCAGGACACUCUCAGAGAAGCUCAAAAGGCUCGGAAACUGGGGGCCAACGUUUACACCCUGGGUGUGGCUGAUUAUAAGCUGGACCAGUUAACAGCAAUUGCAGACAGCCCUGGCCACAUGUUUGCAGUGGAGAAUGGCUUCAAGGCCCUGAGAAGCACCACUGAUGCUCUCACGUCAAAGGUCUGUCUUGAUGUGACAUCGGUGGAGCCUUCCUCUGAGUGUGUAGGAGUAAGUUUAACCCUAAAGCAAGAAAAGACAUGUGUGAGAAGCUCUCAGGGAAACACCAGCAAAUGGCAUGGAGUAGCAGCUAACCCAGACCACAGGGCAGGAGCAGCCAGGGCUCCUCCCAGGAAGGCCAGGCAGGUGCAGGAGCUGAAAUGUCUGUGUAAUUUACCACAUCAACAAAAUGGGAAACAGGAACCAAGCGGUUAUCUCAGGGGAUGAAGAACAAGAAGUGGGGGCGUCAACAUCCCACAGCACCCUGUGAGCAGAAGGAAACCUCCAUAGCCCAACAAAGGCGUCCACACAAACACCCUCGGCUCACCUCAGUCCCACAGGAUCAACCCCAGUGCCUGUCCAUGCUGUCUGGGAUGUAGCGAGGAUGCCCUCUUACCAGCUGGGGUCCCAGCAUGGGUUGUGACAGUCCUGUGUGGGGCUCUGUGAUGCCUCUGUCUGUCCUGAGCUCCUCCUGAGCAGGCUGGGGGUCUGCAUGGCCAGCAGUUGCACAACUGCAGCUGCUGGAGAUGAAGGGAGCCCUGGGUAUUAUCCCUUCAUGGGGACAUCACGAGGCCCUUAGCAAGACCACCAGGGCCUCCAGCAGCUGGGCUCUGGCCUCCCUGUUCCUCACUGCAGGGUGCCCUGGCAGUAGGCUGUGGGGACAGACACACCGUACAUGUCUGAGCUCUGCUCUCCAUGGGCACACAACAAGGAGCAAAUAGUCCAAUUCCAGCGAGCUCCAGUGAUGCCUCCCAUGAACAGAAAGGACGCUGUCAGGCCUGUUAUGAGUCCCAGGGCACUGGGCUGUGCAGGGACUGGCACAGGGCUGGGAGCUGGUAGGUCCCAGAAACAGGAGCUGUGCUGACACUUCCAUGAUUGGUCCUGGGCUCUGUCCCCAACCCUGCCUCUCCCUCAUGCAGAGCUGAGGGUAGGGGUGGGGUAGACAGAGCUCCCCUCUGUGCAGCUCUGUGCUGCAAGGAGAGAGAGAGGCUGUCUGGAGAAAGAGAAAGGGAUUCAGCUCUAGUGCUCUGGGGCUUUGGGACCAGGGUGCUCCCCUUCAAGGAAGGCAGCUUGUCAGAGGCAGCAUCAGCACUGAGGCUGAGGCUCAGGAUGGCUGGGCUUAGACAUGCAACAUGGAGAG